Funneliformis geosporum is the source of this 387-nucleotide messenger RNA. The record is from the annotation of a GenBank genome assembly. NCBI's taxonomy places the organism in Eukaryota, Fungi, Glomeromycota, Glomeromycetes, Glomerales, Glomeraceae.
AUGAGUAGUGGAAAACUUGAAGUUCAUAUUGUUCAAGGUAGAGGCAUAAAAGAUAUGGACACCGUUGGUCAAGGUGACCCAUAUGUUGAACUUUGGUUGGAUGAAGAUUCUUCUACCAAACAUAAGACUGAUUCUAGGAGUGGAACUAAUACGCCUGUAUGGGAUAAAUAUUUUCAUUAUUUUGUUAAAAAUCACAAAGAACUUCAUCUCAGACUUCUCGAUGAAGAUGUUGGUGCAUCUGAAUUGAUUGGUGUAUGUUCAAUUCCCCUUGCCGAUGUGUAUGAAAAAAGAUAUGUUGAUCAGUGGGUUCAUUUGCCAGACAAGAAAUCUCAAGAAAGCAAUGGAGAAGUUCGUGUAAUUUUGGAAUAUUGGCCAACUAAUAUUUAA